CCCCUGACGUCCACAAGCAGGGAGGCUCAAAUUUGACACUCGUUCUGUUUUCUUGAGGUGCACGUCUGACGUGGAAAUUGCAGCGAAAAUCCGAGUGAAUUUUGCGUUUUGUCGCGAAUUAUGCUGUAAAAGUUGUGCCGCGCCGUGAACGACAUUUCAGUGAUUCCAAACUAGCGUACGCGAAGCAGCAGCAGCAGAUUAAAAGCAUCAUCACUUGCGUUGCUGAUAAUGAAUCCCCCGAUGAGUGCGUACGGGCAGCCGCCCCAAGGGUGGCCACAGCAAGGCGUAGGACAAGCGGCGGCAGCAGCGCCACCACCUUUGCCGCCCGUCAAUGGGGCUCCGCAAAACCUUCCAAACCAAUUCCAGAACAUGUCCCUCGGUGGCCCUCCACUCAAGCACGAGCAGGCCCCUUUCCCGAACCAGCCGAUGGUCGGCCGCCCACCUUCCGGCGCGCCACCUGUCGCACCUGGUGGCGGCAUUCCCGGUGGUUUUCCACAUCAGCAGCAGCAGCCGGGUCAACCACCGCUGCAAAAUGGUCCUCCGCCAGUCGGCCAGCCUCCGGGAAUGGCGGCCAGACCACCCGUCGCUCCGAACUACGGCCUUCCCAACGGUCAUCAGCAAAGCAUGCAGCCUAAUCAACCCGGAAUGCCACCCAAUCCGAUGGUUCCGGGUCAACCUCCCAUGCAGUAUGCUCCAACGCAGCCCAUGGGCGGACCUCCCAGACCGGGUCAACCGAUGCCGGCCAUGGGCCAGCAACCCAACUAUCCUCCUCAGCCGUAUCAACAACAGCAGCCGCCCCAACAAUUUGCUCCGCCACCACUUCAAGCUCAACCGCAAUUUCCCCCGCAGCAACAGCAGCAGCAGCCGUAUCCCGGUCAACCGGGAAUGCCACCCAUGCCGGCAGCUCCCGGCCAAUACGCACCGGGUGGUCCCGGAAUGCAGCAACCUCCGAUGAGUGGCCCUGGCAUGCCGCCGAACGCCGCUCCCGGGGGCUAUCCGAUGCAGCCCGGCCAGAUGCCACCGCAGAUGCAGCAGGGUGGAGGCGCUCCGCCGCACAUGUUGCCACCCCACAGUCGCGGUUAUAAUCAGCAACCUGGUCCGCAAGGGUACGGUCAGAUGCCGGGUCAGCAGGGUCCGCAUUAUCCGCCUGCGCCGGCACCGCCGGCCCAGAAUCGACUGGAUCCGGACAGCAUGCCCAAUCCGAUUCAGGUGAUGAGCGAGAAUCAACGCUCGUGCGGUGGAGAGUUUGCGACGAACGCGGCCGGACUGGUGCCGCCGUUGGCCACGACCAAGUUCAUCACCCAGGACCAGGGUAACUCUGGGCCGCGUUACAUGCGUUCGUCGAUGUACAACGUCCCGGUCAACACGGACAUGAUGAAGCAGAGUGCGGUUCCGUUCGCGUUGAUCGUUUCGCCGUUUGCUCGUGCCGCCGAGAAGGAGCUGGCCCCGCCGAUCGUCAACUUUGGCGAGCUGGGACCGAUUCGGUGCAUCCGCUGCAAGGCCUACAUGUGUCCGUUUAUGCAGUUCAUCGACGGUGGACGUCGCUUCCAGUGUUUGCUUUGCAAGGCCACAACGGAAGUUCCGGCAGAGUACUUCCAGCAUCUGGACCACACCGGCCAGCGAAUGGACAAGUACGAGCGCCCGGAGCUGGUGCUGGGAACGUACGAGUUUGUGGCCACCAAGGACUACUGCCGGAACAACACUCCGCCGAAGCCACCGGCGAUGGUGUUCGUGAUUGACGUGUCGUACAACAACGUCAAGUCCGGGCUGGUUCAUUUGCUGUGCGCGGAGAUCAAGAACAUUAUACGCCACCUGCCCGUGGAUGAGGGCCAGGAGCGCACCUCGAUGAAGGUCGGCUUCAUCACCUACAACAGCUCGGUUCACUUUUACAACUGCAAGAGCAGCCUCGCUCAGCCCCAGAUGAUGGUCGUCGGCGAUGUCCAGGAGAUGUUCAUGCCCCUGCUGGACGGCUUCCUCGUCGAUCCGGAAGAGUCCAGCGUCGUGAUCGACGCGCUGAUGCAGCAAAUCCCGAAGAUGUUUGGCGACACGCGCGAAACCGAAACCAUCCUGCUGCCGGCGCUGCAGGCCGGCCUGGAGGCGCUCAAGGCGUCGGACUGCGCCGGCAAGCUGUACGUGUUCCACUCGUCGCUGCCGACGGCCGAAGCGCCCGGCAAGCUGAAGGCCCGCGACGACCGCAAGCUGCUCGGCACGGACAAGGAGAAGACGGUGCUGACGCCCCAAUCGACGGUGUACAACAUGCUCGGCCAGGAGUGCGUCGGUGCGGGCGUUUCCGUGGAUCUGUUUAUCAUGAACAACUCGUACAUCGAUCUGGCGACCAUCGGGCAGGUGUCCCGGUUGACCGGAGGUGAAAUCUACAAGUACACCUACUUCCAGGCCGAUAUCGACGGGCAGCGGCUGGUGAACGACCUGAUCAAGAACAUCUCGCGGCCGAUCGCGUUCGACACGGUGAUGCGCGUGCGUACGUCCACCGGCAUCCGGCCGACCGACUUCUUUGGGCACUUUUUCAUGUCCAACACGACAGACAUGGAGAUUGCCAGCGUUGAUUGUGACAAGUCGUUGGCGAUCGAGAUCAAGCACGACGACAAGCUGACCGACGAGAACGUGUUCAUCCAGGUGGCGCUGCUGUUCACAUCCUGCUCGGGCCAGCGCCGGCUGCGCGUGCUCAACCUUAGCCUGAAGACGUGCAACCAGCUGGCGGAUUUGUUCCGCAGUUGCGACCUGGACACGACCAUUCUGUUCUUCGCCAAGCAGGGCCUGUUCAAGCUGCUGGAGAACAACCCGAAGGCGAUCAAGGACAGCCUGAUCACGAGGGCGGCCCAGAUUCUGGCCUGCUACCGGAAGAACUGCGCAUCGCCCACGUCCGCCGGCCAGCUGAUCCUGCCGGAGUGCAUGAAGCUGCUGCCGCUGUACAUUUCGUGUCUGCUGAAGAACGACGCCUUCUCGGGGGGUUCGGACCUCACGCUGGACGACCGAUCGUACGUGAUCUACUUUGUGCAGAGCAUGGAUCUGCUGACGUCGGUGCGGUACUUUUACCCGCGGUUGAUGGCGGUGCACGACGUCAACGUGGAGGACUCGAAUGUUCCGGCGGCCAUCCGGUGCACGGCGGACAAGAUGAUGGAGGAUGGUGCUUACAUUUUGGAAAACGGUAUUCACAUGUUCAUGUGGCUCGGUCUGGGCCUGUCGCCCGAGUUUACGCAGUCGGUCUUUGGCGCGCAGUGCACCCAGCAGAUCGACACCGACCGUACGGGUUUGCCAGUAUUCGAUAAUCCGCUGUCGAAGCGCGUUCGCGGCAUCGUCGACAGCAUACAGAACGAGAAGCACCGGUGCAUGAGGCUCACCCUGGUCAAGCAGCGGGACAAGCUGGAGAGCGUGCUGCGUCACUUCCUGGUCGAGGAUCGCGGCAUGAGCGACGGUUCCGCCAGCUACGUGGACUUUCUGUGUCACAUGCACAAAGAAAUCCGAACGUUACUGAGCUAGCUGGAUUACAACGGGAACAGUUUCAGCAGUCGCUUCAGAUUUACCCACAACAACAACAGUAGCAACAACAACAACCGAAUCAACUCAAAUAACGCAGCGUCAACGAUCAACAACAACAACGUUGCCAAUUGUCAGCGGUACGUACAGCCCUGCCAUCAUUACGCCGCUCCGCAACCGCCUCCACCCUGUGAUGAUGGGGAGGACGACGACGACGACGGAAACGACACGAUCGAGGAGGAAAACGAAGAUGAUGGCGAGGACGAGGAAACGGUAACGACGGAGGAAGUGUACCAGCAGCACUGUGGCGGCGGCGGCGGUCGGAGCAUCUCGCAGAAUCGGACCCGGGCGCUGCGGUACCGGAAAGCAUUCAUGGGAAAGUGGUAAUAGUUUUAAACACUGUUUCUUAUUAUACAUUUAUUAUUUUUUACUACUUUACGAUUAUUUUUCCACUUUAGAAGUAUAUAUAUAUUUAAACGAAAAAGAAAACCAACCAACCCCCAACCAAUCUGUACUAGCGGUGUGUUUUGACUAGAUGUUUAUAUUGAACGUGAAAUGAAUCAAUUAUCUAAAAACACUGAACACAUUUACAUAGAAAGAGAAUACAGAGACACUUAAUGCAUUGCGAUGAUCAACAGUUUAAACAGUUCGGAUGGAAGGUAAAAUUUUAAAUUUUACCGGCCACCACCAGUCUUACCCUUAGACGGGAUUGGAACACAUUUAGUAGUGGUGUUAGGGGUCGAUUCGCGAUGAGACAUGAGGAAAUUGAGUAUAAAAAAAAACCUACACGAAGCAUUACUACGUGAGACAGAAACAAAAAACAGAGACACAGUUGAAUAAUAUAUUUGCGUAAAAGAUAUACCCUCAAUCGGAUUAAAAAAAACACAAAUAGCAAAAAUAUACGAAAUUAUUAUUACUAUUGUAAAAUGUGAA
Molecule: messenger RNA, 4428 nt
Organism: Culex quinquefasciatus (southern house mosquito)
Lineage: Eukaryota; Metazoa; Arthropoda; Insecta; Diptera; Culicidae
Gene: Sec24CD
Product: protein transport protein Sec24C
Exons: 10
Coding region: 229-3498 (1089 amino acids)
Biological process (GO): intracellular protein transport; endoplasmic reticulum to Golgi vesicle-mediated transport; COPII-coated vesicle cargo loading
Cellular component (GO): COPII vesicle coat; endoplasmic reticulum exit site
Molecular function (GO): zinc ion binding; SNARE binding
Source: RefSeq, a predicted model, not a curated record